This is a messenger RNA of Aaosphaeria arxii CBS 175.79, 3106 nucleotides long. RefSeq lists its product as uncharacterized. The record is from RefSeq and is a predicted model, not a curated record. NCBI's taxonomy places the organism in Eukaryota, Fungi, Ascomycota, Dothideomycetes, Pleosporales. The coding region runs from base 293 to 2839 and encodes 848 amino acids. Gene Ontology annotation, biological process: regulation of DNA-templated transcription. Gene Ontology annotation, molecular function: DNA-binding transcription factor activity, RNA polymerase II-specific; zinc ion binding. The transcript has a single exon.
AUUAGGCUCACCGCUAUAUAUGAUAGCUAUGCCUCUGCUUUGAAAGGGAAAUCUUACCACCAAUAGCCAACGUUCACUCACCGAUAUGUUCAUCCGUUCAACGAACCGAUGCUCAAGAUCUAACAGCUCGACCCUCAUUUCCAAUCACCCUUCUCCUUGACUGACUCAACCUGACUUACCAGUUCACUUCCACUCUCCCUAGUCUCCAGCAAACUAACACUACACCACCUCAUCUAUCACCCCAACCUUCCGCCUCUUGAAGGACGAUUAUGAUGUGAACGCACGCAGGAUCAUGUCUAGCAACAUCCUAAAUCCACCCCCACUAUGGGCAUUCCCACCCCAUCCCGACGACCAAGACACCCAAGCUCCUCUCCCGCAGCACCACCACUCGGGCUCUCCCGAAGCGGACCCAAACCGUCCAUCCAUCUUCGGCGGUGGGACUUCUCUUCUCGGCCAAGGUAGUCCACAGCCCAACACAUCACUCACCCUCCCACCCCAAGACGACAAUACCACCAGACCCAUCCCCGCACACCUACGCUUCGCAGCCGGUCUCUCCGACGAAGAAGACGGCGCCGCUUCGUCCGCGGCACUGCGGUCCUUCGCGAACGUGAGAAAAGCGUCGAAGACGCUGCAUUCCAAGAUCUCGCCCAAGCGCGCUAGCAGUGAGGAACAUGAUGAUAGGUCGGCGAAGCGGGAGAAGCGGCUGCGGGAUUCUUUGUUCGGUGGUGAUGAUUUGUUUGGGGAUGUGCAGGAAGCGGUGCCGAAUGCGACGGGGAGGAAGAAGAAGAGUGGCCCUUUUGAGAUGUCUUCGGACGAGGAAGAUGAGAAUGUCGAUGCGGAUGACGAGGCGGAUGAUGAGUAUCAAGACACUUCGGUUCGUCCGACGGCGCCGCAGCCGCCGCGGAAUGGCGGCAUCCAGCAUCACCUCUCAAGUCUGCAUCUGAACGGGGACGAACCCGAUAAUGUCAUCAUGAACGCGACAAACUACAUUUCGAACGACCUAGGUCUCGGCUUGUCGGACGACGAUGACGACGAAGUGGGCUCGAGGGUCCGAUCUCGCGAGGCGUCUAUUGACAGUGUCGGCAUACCACGAGCGGUUCGCAACGAGAUUGACAGUAAUCCUUACGACUUCCGCAAGAAUGUGAAUAGGGCAGUCGCAAGCACCUGGGUGGACAUCGAUCAAAGCGGGACAUAUGACCCCGAAGCUGAGCGCGAGUUGGCGAGGAUAAAGAAGAUGAAGAUGAGAGCUGCUGCGAAGAAGAGGAAUGCCGCUGCCGUAAAGCCUGAGAAGUUUAUUGUGGUCUUGCAAUUUCCUACUCGAAUCACUACUGUCCUGAACCUCGUGGACGGUGAGGAGAAUUGGCCGGACGGAUGGUCUGAAGUGGACUCGGAGGAGGAGAGAGUGCGAGAGGAACGCAGGGCAGCGAGAAAGUCCUUAGCAAAGAAGCAGCCGAAGCGAAUCAGGGAUCCGGCGAACAUUGUGGACGACUUGACUGGGCAUCCUGCAGCGCGAGGAUGCACAGAGUGCCGCAAGGCUGGAGAAGAUUGCAGUCUCGUCCAUGGGCAAACCUGGCCUUGCCAAAUAUGCAAAGAGCAGGAUAUUGAAUGCAACCUCAUUAUUCCCCCAGUCGAGAAAGAUAAAUGCAGACGCUGCGAAGACGACGAUGAGCCUUGUUCGUUUACGGAUCCGCGAGCGAAGAAUAAGAACAACAGAGGCGUCUGCGAUCGUUGCCAUUAUGGUGGUCAUCUCGGCUGCGCCAUACGUCCGCCAAAGGGAUACAAGAUUCCCCGCAUCGAUCUCGCAGAGCUGAGCUACGGUCCAAACAGGGAAUACGUCAAUUGUUCUCACUGCCGCGCGAGCAAACGGCGCUGCUCCGUAAAGUCCAAGAAGGACCGCGGGCCCUGCAACCAGUGCAAAAAGGCCAAAAUCGGCUGCACCUUCUUCGAAUUCCCACCUACGCCGCCUAUAUUCCUAGAGGACGAACCUACAAAAGUCCGCAGGAAGGAGAACAGGGUUGAAAGGCCACCAGAGCGAGUCCCACUCUUCACUGACGAAGAGAUCGCCGAGUACGACAGGCAGGCGAGGGCCGUCCGGAAGCGAGAGCCGACUCCGGAAUUCGAGAUGGAGGACACGCUGGGUCGCAAGGGGAGGUUCACCCAUCUCUGGACAUCCUUCGCCCAUCCGAUUGAUUUCCAAAUACACUCGCAGUCGAUUCAGGGUCAGUGUGAUUUCUGCGCGAGCCCCUGUUUCGGGAUAUUAGGACAUUGCGAGAAACGAGUGUAUACCAUCCGCUGGCACAAUGACAUGGGAUACACUGAGAUAGGCGGAGGUCAUCGCGAUCAGCAUGAUGCUACAGUUAUGUGUCAGCGCUGCACAAUGGGUCGUGUCCAGAUGAUCAUUUGUGAUCACGGAAUGCGCUCUCUUGGCGAUGCUCAGAAUCUCGACUUCGAAGCGGCAGCGGACGACCUCGCGGAAUCCGAGCCCGGGCCUGACCGGUCACAUCAGCUUCAGCGAUGGUGUUCGCUAUGCUUUACUCCUGCGUCUUUCCGAUGCGGUGUCCAGCAGCCGAACCUGUUCGAUUCUUUCGCUGACACGGGAGAGGAGACUAUAAUCGACGGGUGUGGAUUUCGUCUGUGCACUAAAUGCGAAGGGAGGUUGAGAUGCGACUUCCAGGGAGACUAUGAAGCAUUGAUCGCGACCAUGGACAAAGAUCCUAAGUUCAGAGACGAAGAAGAGGAGAAUGAGGAUGCUACAGCGACGGUGACAAGGGCAGAUGUGGGGCUUCUUUUGAAGCAGGGAAUCCUCAUGAGAACGGUAGAGAAUAGCAUCGGCCCGUAAGGAAUCUCACUUCCUCCAAGGAUGCGAGCGCUUGAAGACAAUGUCGCUUGGCGAAGUCGGAGCUUGAACCUGGUCUUCUUCGAGUCGUGCCGAAUAAGCCUUCGUCGAGGGGUCACGGUGUGGCGAUAUUUCCUUGCAUAUUGCAUGGGGAUCUCAAUUGCGUAUUUCGGGUGGCCAAUUUUCAAGACAUCAUCUACUUCUUCAAGCCACUUAUAUCCACAAUCUUCCAUAGCAUCUGAUCCGUAUUUUGCAGAUAAAAAAAGUCAU